Molecule: messenger RNA, 1113 nt
Organism: Phacochoerus africanus (Common warthog)
Lineage: Eukaryota; Metazoa; Chordata; Mammalia; Artiodactyla; Suidae
Gene: CLEC2L
Product: C-type lectin domain family 2 member L
Exons: 5
Coding region: 1-648 (215 amino acids)
Source: RefSeq, a predicted model, not a curated record
AUGGAGCCGGCCCGGGAGCCCCCAGCGCGGGCCCGGCCGCCGCCGCCGCCCCCAGCCUCCCGGCCCGCGCCCGCCCCCGCGGCGCCCAGGCCGCGCUCGCCGGCCGAGGCGGAGGGCCGCGGUCCCGAGGGGCUGCUGCGGCGAUCCGGGUCGGGCUACGAGGGCAGCACCAGCUGGAAAGCGGCCUUGGAGGACACCACCACGCGUCUCCUGCUGGGGGCCAUCGCCGUCCUUCUGUUUGCCAUCCUGGUGGUGAUGAGCAUCUUGGCUUCCAAGGGCUGCAUCAAGUGCGAGGCGCCCUGUCCGGAGGACUGGCUGCUCUACGGGAGGAAAUGCUACUUCUUUUCUGAGGAACCGAGAGACUGGAACACGGGCAGGCAGUACUGCCGCACCCACGACGCCGUGCUGGCUGUGAUUCAGAGCCAGAAGGAGCUGGAAUUCAUGUUCAAGUUCACACGGAGAGAGCCCUGGAUUGGUCUGCGCAGAGUUGGGGACGAAUUCCACUGGGUCAAUGGGGACCCAUUUGAUCCAGACACGUUCUCCAUCUCCGGCCCCGGGGAGUGCGUCUUCGUGGAGCCCACCAGGCUGGCGUCGACGGAGUGCCUGAUGACCCGGCCCUGGGUGUGCAGCAAGACGGCCUACACGUGAGGUGGGUCCAGUCCCGGGCAGCCCUGCAGCCGGCUCCUCUCCAAGGCGCAGCAGUGAGGACGGGCCCUCGGCCUCUGGGCUCCUCGGCCACGGGCAGGUCCCGUGGCUCAGCCGGCGCGUCCCACACGCUCAGCAGCACCGCGGGCACCUGUUCCCCUGGAUGCGCUGACACAUUCACGGGCAUGGUCCUCGCUCAUGUUCAGCGUCCCCCUUAGGCACCCCAACGCGUCCCUCCUUGGCCCCACGCUGGAACCUUCCUUCCUCUGGAGGCGCCGUGAGGAAGGCCGGGGGCUGAUCCAGCCUGAGCUGCUGCCCGCACAGACCCCUGCCUCCUCCGCCGCGGGAGGGGGGUGCAAGAAGGGAAGCCCCCUCCUUGCCUUGCUCUGCCCGGGGUCUCAGGCAGGCCCCUGCUGUGUCCCUGGUGCUGCUGUGUUGGUCCCCAAUGGAAUAAAAAGAUGACUGGCA